UUUGUUUUUGGUGUAUGAUAAUGUGUAUUGAUUGAUAGGGUAAAGGUGGCUAGAAGAUCGCGGGAUGGCUAUUUAGGGGUCUUAGGUACCUCUUUCAUUUUGUUUUUUUUUUUUUAAAUUAAAUUUCGUUAAUAAUUUUAUACACUCUAGUAUUUUCUUAUUCAAAAAAAAUUAUAACAACCUUACAACCGUAUAAAAAAAUAAGAAACUAUUGUAAAUGAGAAAAAAAAAACCUACAAAUAAAAACAAGACUCCCCUGUAUCCCCAUCCGCUCGACUUUAUUUUUAGCCUGCGCUAUUCAGUGUUCCAAAUCCGGGAUGAACGAGUUGCCAACGCACUCCAUUUACACAUAUUUACCCACAGUAUCCGAAACGAGCAAAAUCUUAUCAAAUUUAGGCCGUCCGACCAAACGAGGUAUCAAAAAGUGUCCAAAAUGUGGGGUCUACAACGGUACUCGUGGCAUGAUCUGCAAGAACAAACGUUGCGACGCCGUUUUCAAAGACUACGCCGACAAGAGAAAAGUGAGUUUGGAUGCUGUACGUCUUGUGGGAAUCGUGCGACAAGUGUACUCUGUGAGAGUGAGAGAUAGGGGACCAGACCAUCGUGGGUUCGUUCAGUUACCGUUGCUACCAUCGCACGAGCAAGAUAAGAGCGUGCUUUCUGAAAACGCCCUGUGUUUUGUUGAUUCGUGUCAGAGGCUCUUCGAUGACUCGAUUCUUAAAUGUCACGAACUGGAGCAAAAUAACACUUCUUUGUUGUGUGUACAUAUUGACUCAGCCAUCAAGAGUCAAAAUAUGGCUACACCAGUUGAGUUCAAAAAGGAGAUUUUGAGUUGUUUGAAAGUGUCCAAAGAAAUUAAGGCGAAGUUGUGGUUGUUGGCUACGGAGAAAGAAGGAGCUUUGGUGCAGAGGGUAUCAAGGACGGUGAUGGCGGUGAAGUGCCAAGUGUCACCUAAGCACCCAUUAGGGUAUCUACAUUUUACUUUUGGUUGUACUAAGGGUAGAGAAAUUUACGACAAAUACUACUGCAGUUGCACUGAAUUUAUGGUUUCAGGCAUUAUAAGCAAAUCCAGCAACGUUCGUCUAAAGUGUAUCCACUAUUACGCUUGUAUUUGUGCCCUAGCAAGUGAUCCAAAAUUUUCUCAAGAAUUUGUGCACUUUACCAACUUUGAGCUUUCAAAGGACCAGGAGCCGGCAGCUCUUAGACCAACACUUGCUACGGGUGGUAGCGGUUUUUCAAAAAAUGGGAGUACUAAAGUUUCUGAGAAAAUUACGAAAUUGAAAGUGCACAACAAAGCAAUCAGACGCUCUUUCAAAAAAUAUAAAAAGCUAGCACCGAAUAUUUUUCCCGUUGAGAUAAAAGUUCUGGAGAAUAACGAACAGACGGCGGAAGUUAGUACCACGGAAGUGACUUCUUGGACGUUUUUGGAGUGGUUGACGUAUGUGACAGAGUCGAUUAAUCAGACGAUGCAGUUCGAAAAUUAUGGGAAUUUAAAUAGUUUGGUUUUUUACAUUCCAGAGAACUUUUAUGACGAGUUUAAGAAGAGAAUUCCAAGUGUGUACAAAGAGAAUGAACUUUAUACUUCUCAUAAUUACCGGAUUAUGAAUAUUCUACAUUUGAAGGAAAUUUUUGAUACGUCUGAUGUAAAACUUAAAAUCUCCAAACGAUUCAUCCACGACAACCAGAAAGGUUAUGUCGAAUACGAAGACCACGACAACGUAUCUUGUCAGACUAGUUUUAUUUUUUUCUUAAACGUAGGACAGUCAACUGUGGACGAAAGUGAUAACACCAAUAAUCCGUUCCUAAUCGAGUGGAUACCAGGAAUGAGUAGCAUCACAAAAGUGGGUCAGUUAAAAUUACAGUACAAAUACGGGCGUAAAAGUACCACCUGAUCGAUGACCCUAGAGAAUAAAAUUAUUCAAUGUUUUAUAAUAUCGUCUGGGUAAAGUCGUGUUUUGUUAUCUUUGUAUGCUUGGCAUGAACUUUGUUACUUUUGUAUGUAGUUAUUCAAAUAAAGACGCUGGAUAUUUG
Messenger RNA from Zophobas morio, 2031 nucleotides. RefSeq lists its product as uncharacterized. Bases 318 to 1892 code for a protein of 524 amino acids. Gene Ontology annotation, cellular component: nucleus. The record is from RefSeq and is a predicted model, not a curated record. The transcript has 5 exons. NCBI's taxonomy places the organism in Eukaryota, Metazoa, Arthropoda, Insecta, Coleoptera, Tenebrionidae.